AUGUCAAUCGCACCCAUAUACUCGACUGCCGAUGCAGGCCCGAUAUCUGGUCUUGCGAAUAGUGCGGUGAAACGAGACUGCUUUGAGGAUUCACGUGAUAGCUCUAUCGCUCAGCUCUUCCGCGAGGAGCUCUAUCCUCUUCCUCCCCCGAACAAUCUGCCCCCAAGACCUCUCAACCCAACAGAAACUGCGCGCGUGGACAACCUCAGCCGGCUACAAUUUUUUCUGGCCACGGCGCCGACUCAGUGGAGCGAUCCUCAGCCAGACCUCUCUCCAUCUUUGAAUAAGUUUUCGUUGCCUAACGGAGAGUGUGUUGCAUGCGUCUUAUGGCGAGGUCUUUUCCAUAUAACUGGCACAGAUAUUGUUCGAGCUUUGGCUUUCCGAUUUGAGGCGUUUGGUAGACCGGUACGUGCAACAAAAAAAUGGGAAGAAGGUGUCUUUUCCGACCUGCGGAACCUCAAGCCAGGAACGGAUGCUGCUUUAGAAGAGCCUAAAUCCCCAUUGCUAGAGUUUCUGUUUCGUCAUGGUUGUAUUCGAACUCAGAAGAAACAAAAAGUUUUUUACUGGUUUUCCGUGCCACAUGAUCGUCUAUUUCUUGAUGCUCUCGAAAGAGACUUAAAACGAGAGAAAGCUGGACAAGAGCCGACGUCCGUGGUGAAUGGCGAGCCAGCUAUGAGCUUCCGGUACGACCCUCGAAUAUCCUUGUACGAGCAAUUUGCUGGGAAAAAUCCUGGAUUGAUAUCCUCGGCGCUACCAAGUUUGCCAUCUGCAUUAAGAUCAACCUCAGCGGAGCAAGGCCUUUUAGGUUUGGGUAUGGAUGUACAAGGCAUCGCUGCGUCCUCGCUGAAUAUAUUCGAAACGUACACUGAACCUCCUGUUUUGUCUCAACAAAUCAAUGAGAUUGUUGUGCCACCUGCUCUCACUCCAGCAAAUGACCUGAGGAUUUUCAAGACAUCUAUUUUGCCUGGCAGCUCCGAUUACAAGCAACGUCGUCGUAGUUCCCGCCGCCCUUUUUCUUCCACUCCUCAAUUAAGCCAACAAAUGGAUCCAGCAAUCGCGGCAUCAGUGAUCAACUCGAACGACAUGGUCAGCUUGCCUAGGGCUUGGACCUCAUCUCCGCGAAUCACGUCUACAGUCGGGGAUCUGAACGGUGAGUCAUUCCAUUCUCACAUAGACAUCAUCGUACCUGUGAUCGAAUGUGGUUCUGAGUCAUAUCUACCGUGA
Molecule: messenger RNA, 1224 nt
Organism: Kwoniella shivajii
Lineage: Eukaryota; Fungi; Basidiomycota; Tremellomycetes; Tremellales; Cryptococcaceae
Exons: 11
Coding region: 1-1224 (407 amino acids)
Biological process (GO): regulation of DNA-templated transcription; sexual reproduction
Cellular component (GO): Ste12p-Dig1p-Dig2p complex; nucleus; Tec1p-Ste12p-Dig1p complex
Molecular function (GO): DNA-binding transcription factor activity
Source: RefSeq, a predicted model, not a curated record